AUGUUUGACGAUCUUGUUUCAAAUUAUUUUUCAAAAUUAUUAAAUUUAAUCAAUUACACCGACGACGAAUACUCCAUAAACUUUGCACGACACAUUACACAAGUUACUGAUCUCUGGUUCCCUCAAUUAAGCGAAGAACAAGUAACAACUCGAAUUUCAACUUUAAUCUCUUCUUCUCCCGGAAACAAAUCAUCACACGAAUACAUCAUAAGGUAUUCUAUGAGUAAAUGUGGCAAACUGAUACCACAUCACAAGAUUGCUUCGAUUUUGACUAAACAAUGUUUUGUAAACACGAAAUAUUUAGAAAAUAUGAGAGAAUUGGCGCUGGCCGAAGGAAGUAAGGCAACAGCGUUUGUUGUUCACGUUCUAGCACGUUCAAUGACAUCUUAUUACGCUUUUUCGAGGAUUUCUGCAAAAUUAUUGGUUGAUAUCUUGAAAGUCGUUGGGGAAAACAAGGAAAUAGUGGAUUGGAUGAAGAGAUUCGUAACGAUGCUUGUUAUAUUCAUGAAAAUAGCUUCGGAACAGGAUUCUUUCAAAAAAAGAGUAAAUUUGCUUUGCGAAGUCUUAACUUCGGAAGUAUUUAAGCCAUUGCCAUGGUUUAGGAAUAUUCUACAGUCUACAGCAAAUGCAGUUUAUUUAAUUGAUCAAAAACCGGAAUUUUUCAAAUUAUUUUUUAAAAUUGGAGAAAAAUAUCCUUCUGCUUCUUUCUUUAAGAGGGAAUAUGACAGAUAUAAGCCAUUGAUCAGAACUCGAAUGAUUUUGAAGUAUUUUCCAUUCAAAAUUAACAAUUUACAGUUAAUUAGUCCAAAAGACGUAGACAAUGAUGAUGAAGAAGAGGGUUCGAAGCAACCAAUUGAUGAUUCUUUGAAAGAACUCGGAAUUGGAGCUCGUUCUCUUAAAUAUAUUUUUCAUGAUUUCGAUGCAGGAGUUAUUGACCAACAACAGAACAUUUUCUUGCUUGAAGACUUCACGGAACAAGAAACAAACAGGUUUAAAAAGACAGAACUCUAUCAUGAAAACUUUAUUAAAAUUAAUUUGAACAAUUAUACAUCAGAAGGAAAAUUUGUUCUUUGUGGCCUCAAAUGUGCCAUGCAAGAUAUAGAAAACUCCAUUUGGGAGUAUCAAAUUCGGUCAUUAAAAGAUUUUAUUGGGAUUGCAAACGAAAUCAUCAGUGUUUUGAAGCAGCAUCCUCAUCUAAUGGCUAGAAUUAAAGCAUUGGGCAGGGAUUUGAACGUUGGUUGCUCAGAUGAUCAAAAUUAUAAAUUAUUAAAAGAGCAAAGAUCAAUUUUGAAGAAAAGAAUCGAAGCAAAGUUCAGAUUCGAAAAAGAGCUUAAUUCAAACUUAUUAAACGUAUUUUACAAGUUUGACAGCUUCUUACAGUAUGUUCCUCCAUCGGAUUAUGACUAUUGUGUUGAUAACUUCAUCACAUUCUCUGAAGAACUCAAUCCAAUGAUUGAAUCUUUAAUUGCGAUUGUUUCGAGUGAAGCUGUUGACAGUACAAUACAAACUGUAUGGGAAUUUGCAUCAGUAUUAUACGAAAAAACCAAAUUUGUCCAUGAAACAACAUAUGUUUUAUGUUAUAUCAUAUUAAUGAGGUUGAUUUUUGACAAAUCUUAUGAAGUUUAUCAUCCAUUGACAUAUCAUAAUUCUGCAAACAUGGAUUUCCUUAUGAGAUGCAAAGUUUUCUCAGAAAAAAGUGUUUCAGAAUUGAAUUUGCCAGAAAAAAUCAUUUCGAGAAGAGUUGUCCGAGGAACAAUCGGUGCAUUCUUCAAAACUAAGAGUCAUUCAUUGUAUUCACUCGAAUUCUUAGUGAAUCCGAUCGAUAUACUGUUCAAUAUCCAUCAGACAGUCGUUCAAUUGAAUUCAAUUGCACCAGGAGAAAAUUUGUCAAAUGAUGAAAAAGUGACACUCAUGAAAGGACUCAUUUCUACUUUUCCUCCUUCGAAUACUAUUUCUAUUGUCCUGUUUCUUGAUAAGUGGGGAAACACUGUUCCAUCUGCGAAUAUGCUUUUAUCAUAUUCGAUCUUUAGAAAGGCAGUGAAUUCGCUGUAA
Messenger RNA from Trichomonas vaginalis G3, 2052 nucleotides. RefSeq lists its product as uncharacterized. Lineage: Eukaryota; Parabasalia; Trichomonadida; Trichomonadidae. The record is from RefSeq and is a predicted model, not a curated record. Bases 1 to 2052 code for a protein of 683 amino acids. The transcript has a single exon.